CUUCAAACUCAAUGUAAAUUACUGUGUGCUUACAAUUAUGUAAUUUGUCUUAAUACCUGAUACAGGUUGUGUGGGGUUUAUGUGUGUUUUACAUAAAGCCAAUAUUUGGCUGCCUAUUUCUGAAAAAUGCAACUAAAAAAAGCCUUUAUCUUCAACGAGGAUCCCCUUAUUAGCAAUAUGACUAAUAUAAUAAUCUAUGCAUGUCCAUUGCCCGUUAAUGGUAUGCAGGGGGCGGGGUGGGCCCCCUCUCUGCAGCACCGCCUCUGUGUGUGUUGUGAUUUGCUCGAGCUGAGACGCGCGUGUUAUUUACCUCGCGGUCUCGCGCUGGCUGCUCGCACGUGCCUCCGCAUUCCGUCUUUGUCUCGCCGCACAGCUUCACUCCGCUGCUGCGGACCCCCGCCGACAGUGUGUGGGGGGGGGGGGGCGACUGCCACCUUUGUCUGUUUCCUCGCAUUGUCUCCCUCGCGGCACUCUCAUCGCGGGUGGGUGGGUGCUGUGGGGUGGGGGGAGUCUCAGCCUAUUUUGCCCGUCCUCCGAGGCGCGAUGACCGGAUCCCAGUAGCCGAUAAGCAGGCGACGUCCGCCCCGCCUGGAAGGGGCUGUGGUGAUGCGUGUUUGGAGCGGUUCGAGUUUCUCGUGGGCGAUGCGCUGAGGGAACUCGCGUGGUCUUUAUGUAUCACCCUGAUUUGGAAACCCUCCAUCCCACCCGGAGAUCCAUGACCCGGUUUUUCGUUGUACUGUUGUCAUCAUGUCCCCUGCAGCAUCGGCUGCGACGGCCAGUGAGAGCAGCAGCACCCCCGUUCCCGAAGAGGAGCGGGACGGUCCCCGGGAGGAGCAGCGGCCCCAGAAGCAGUCCUUGACCAAGUCCUUGUGUCAGGAAACCCACUGGAAAUGCCUGCUUCUGUCCCUGCUGAUGUACGGCUGCGUGGGGGUGAUGGCCUGGUGCCAGGUGACCAAGGUCACGCGCCUCUCCUUCGACAUCGCGUACAAGGGCAGGUCCAUGAUGUACCACGACAGCCCCUGCUCCAAUGGCUACAUCUACAUCCCUUUGGCCUUCCUCGUCAUGCUCUACGUGGUCUACCUGGUGGAGUGUUGGCACUGCUACACCAGGAACGAGCUGCAGUACAAGGUGGAUGUCGACAGUGUGACGGAGCGCAUCCAGCGAAUGCAGCAGGCGACGCCGUGCAUCUGGUGGAAGGCCAUUAGCUACCACUACAUAAGGAGGACGCGGCAGGUGACCCGCUACCGCAACGGAGACGCCUACACCACCACGCAGGUCUACCACGAGCGGGUCAACACCCACGUGGCCGAGGCCGAGUUCGACUACGGGAACUGCGGGGUUAAGGACAUCGCAAAAUGCUUGUCGGGUCUCGAGGACUUCCCCAUCACCAAACUGAGGUUCACCAAGUGCUUUAGCUUUGCCAACGUGGAGUCAGAAAACUCUUACCUGACCCAGCGGGCCAGGUUCUUCACCGAGAACGAGGGCCUGGAUGACUACAUGGAGGCCCGCGAGGGGAUGCACCUGAAGAAUGUAGACUUCAAGGAGUACAUGGUUGCCUUUUCCGAUCCCAAUCACCUUCCCUGGUACGCGGCCCACUCCUCUUUCUGGGUGGCGGCGGCCUUCACCGCCUCCUGGCCUCUGCGCGUGCUGACGGAGUACCACACCGCCUGCGCGCACUACCACGUGGAGAAGCUGUUCGGCUUCGACUACGUGCCAGUGAGCCCGUCCGAGGAGCGGCCGCCCUGCAGACGCAUCCCGCGCGUCAACACGAUCGACAGCACGGAGUUGGAGUGGCACAUCCGCUCCAACCAGCAGCUGGUGCCCAGCUACUCGGAGGCCGUUCUCAUGGACCUGACUCAGCUGUCGGGGAGCUGCAACAGCUACUCGGCGUGCGGGGGCUACGGCGGCUACAGGCAGAACUGCGAACGUUGCCACCGCACCAUCAGCAGCUCGUCCAUCUUCUCCCGCAGCGCCCUCAGCAUCUGCAACGCGGGGAGCCCUCGCCUCCCCUUCAGCGCCAGCCGCUUCUCGCUGGGCCGGUUGUACGGGUCCAGGCGGAGCUGCCUGUGGAGGAGCAGCGGGAGCCUGAGCGAGCGGCCCUGCCCCCCCACAGAGAGCUCGCACUGUCUGUCGGGUCAGCAGCAGGCCGGCGAGGAGAACCCCCCGGCCUACCAGGACGCGCUGUGCCUCCCGGUGCUCAUUGUGCAUCGCGACGAGGGCUGCCUGAACCACGACCACCGCUCCCUGCACAGAAACGGGUCCUGCGUGGAGACUUCUCUAUGACCCCCCCCCCCCCCCCCGGCGGCCGCCAGACUGAUGGGAGCACAGGAUCUAAUUACCAGGGCUGGGAUAGCCGCGUCUUCCUUUUUACAACUAAUGUAACUCAGUUACCAAAAUAAAGGAUUUGGUCUUUAUGGUUCUGAAGAGACUGUAGCCAGCAACAGGAUACACAGCAAAUUUCAGAGCGUUAAAUGGACUCUGUGAGAUUCAAUUUGAACUCUGAGCUGGUGUUUAUAUUGUCCCAAUCUUGUCACUGUUAAAUCAACACUCAACGAAGUGUUUUAAUUCAACUCGGAAUAAGUGUCAAAAAUAAAUCUGCUCAUUGUUAAAUACAACGUCAUUUAGCUAAAGUAACUUACAUUGCAUUUUUAACACAUGGCGUUUACAUUUUAGACCAGGGAGCCAUUCGGGGUUCGGUGUACUGCUCGGGGGCACUUUGACUUGGAAUGUGGAGCAGCCAGGGUUUUGAACCACCAACACGUGGUCCAAUCCAUGCACCAUAUUACAUGGAGUUAAGCCCUGCACCAAGAAAUGUGACACUGUACAGUUACAUUUCAAAGCUAUCAAAGAGUUAGUUUAACUCUACUAAGUGUUGCAAAUGAAUCUGAUCUUGACACUGGAUGAUGUCUCCAGCUCUUUCGCACAAUUGACUCUGUAAGAGUUUGCAGUGUGAUUUCAACUCUGCACUUUGACCCUUUUGCCCAACACUGGAAAAAUAACUCUAAGAAUUUUGCCGUGUACCUGGGAGUCCUUAAGUCGGGGAAAAUGUUGAUUAUAUCUGUGUGAGACUGUUGUUUGAAUACAUUGCGGCUUUAAAAGACAAAAUUGCCAAAAUGUUACAUACUUUCCUCCAGCAUCAAUAAGGGCAAGAGUCAAGUUACCAAGGAAUACCAGGGGGAGUUACACCCUACUGUUCUUGCCAUAUUUGUAGAUCUUACAAACAUAGAAGGAAACAAUUUUCUAGUAUUUGGAGCCUAUUAAGGGUUUCGACUCAGCGGGGACAUUAGAAAUUGCCACGAAAUGAAAUCAAUACGACAGUUAAUGGAAGUCUGAAUUAGAAAUUAAGAUUAACGUUAUAUUAAGAAAAUGAUUGAAAAUGAUGGGACGGAUGAAUAAUAAGAGAAAAUGCAGAGAUAUCAUCCUCCCUGUCAAAGCAUAAUUAACAAGAAUAUAAACAUCUGCAUCCCUUUUUACUGGCUGAUUAAAAUCGUUGCAUCAAAAGUCAAUGCUAAUGAAAAUGUAUUUAAGAAGGAAUGCAUUUAAACAAAAUAAUAUUCUGAUGAAAUAUUGAGUUAGCUGAAAAUGGCUUUGCUGCAAUGACAUUAUACUUACCGGCUUUCUAAAUAUAGCGACACAGCCAGUGAAUAAUUUAGUACAUGAGAGCUAAGGACACAAGAACCUAAAGCUGAAUGAACUACACUUCUUCAAACUGUUAACUACUAUAAAUUACACCGUUGAUGUUGGCAAACUACAUAUAGUUAUAAACACCACCAUGGUAUUAAUAGAGAAGUGUCAACUCAACUAGAUUCAAAUCUGAACGAUGCUUCUAGUUUAAUAUACCGCAUGAUUUCUACUCAGCCUACCUCCUAAUUUAAGUGCCUAGUGAUGAACUGUGACUGAGGAGCAUGAACUAUCAUAACUAAAGUUAUCUCAUCUCGACAUGUUCCCAUUUAAACAAGUUGAAUUUAGACUCAUAAUAACAUAUGGUAAACGAGGUAUAUGAAAAAUCUUUGAAAUGCAUUGAUCAAAAUACAUGCGGCUUUAAAAAUAAGGCCCUAAAUGUCUUCAGAUGAUUUUCCUCAUGAUAGAACACAGCUCUCAUGUACUGUUGCUGCUGCUGAUGCAUAUCAGAGAGACAGCCAGAGAGCUGGCCAUCAAAGAUGCUCGAAAUAGGAACUGGAUUCACUGCUGAUAGUGUCAGACUUAAUAAUGUGACAGGAUUACUUAAAGAACAGAAAAAGAACGCUUCCACUCAAAUGAGCACGUGCCGUAUCUGAGUCAUGGUUCAUUUGAGUGUGCUGUCAGGCCAUGCACCACGAUAAAUCUUAAAUGGAAACAGAGAGAAAAACGUUUCAAAGUACUAUAUAGAAAAAGCAACUUUUAGCUAAUGCCGGGCUCUCCACCUUUCUGCACCUCUUCAGAAUUUUUUCGGACCAUCUUUUUAUAAAUCUGUCGUUAUGUCCUUCCUAAGCUCUAAAACUACUUGCUAGUAUCGGGUUGCAGCAUUAGUACUUCAGAAAUGUCUUAGCAGGUAAAGUAAAGAUCUGUAUAAUCUGUAAAUUGGUUAGCAUUAGUACACCAACUCCCAAAUGUUACACAACCUGACUGUUAUUUUGUCAUUUGUUAAUUUAACGUUUUAUAAAUUGAGCUAUUGAAGGAUAUUGAGCUAUAUCACCAUUUAAAAAAUAUAUAAAACCAAAUGACUCCUACAGCAUUGUUAAGAAAGCAAACCAAUCAAAAUUCAGCUCUUAUGUGUUGACUGUCUAACUUUGUAGAUUAGUAAUGUGUAAAUCUCACUCGCUCACUGACUAAGCGGUCCAUCGUAUCCGACUGAAGGCUGGAAGUAUGGCGGCGGUGGGCAUGUUUGGGCCCCCAGACUCCUGGUACCGAUGGCGCAUGUUAGACGUCUCUUAGAUUGUUAAAGAAAUUGUUAGACACAUUUGGACUUUUGGAAAAACACUUUUGUGAUGAGAUCAACGCCACUCUGAUAUCUGUACAUUCAACGUGGAGCUCCCACCAGCAGCGGUUUAGCAUAAAGAGCGGAAACAACACAACACGCUUUAUCUAUUUGGUUUAACCUGGAAAAAACGGACCAAAAAAGGUCACACUGCCCCUUUAUUGGUUAAUGGGUGGUGUAGCAACUAACCUUUUUGAGCAACAAGUGGCAUUUUAUUGGGAAACCAAGUUACACACGGGGAUUUAAAUGAGCCCAUUAACCGUUCUGUUUCUCAUAAAGGGCCGGCUCACAUUGUAGAAAUCAUUGGUCAGACGUGACAGAUCCGGGUAUUUAAACCCAGAUCCGGGCUAUAAAACACAACAGCCCUCUGCUUAAAGGCUCCGGAUCACCGAGCACAGAAUGAUGAACUGUCCACGUCCUGUGGAGUAAAGUGUGGAAAGAAUGACGGAUGUCAAAUCUAUUUUGAGUAUCUUUUGGGACGGUCACUGUUCUAUACUGAAGUCAUCAUCACGUUCUCUCAUCUAUGAGGGGCCAAAAAGCCCCUCAGAAAGCGUCACUGUGAUCCAUUCAUAGAAAAAUUGUUUAUUGGCGCAACAAAUUGUCUGGAAGGGUAAUAACUAGACGUUUUUCCUCCAUAGACAAGAAUCAAAGCUUUUUGUCAUGAAAAGCACUGAACCCUUCAUGUGUAUCAAGUAGAUUAGGUAAUUUUGAUAUGUACUCCUUCACUUGAGAAUACUUGGGGUGUUGUCUCUUUAUAUUUAAAUGGUUUUGUGGACUUUCAAGACUGUAGGGCAGAAAGGAUUUGUACUGUAAAUAAAACAGAGGCAAGAGGUUAAAAGGACUGCUGGUGUGGAUCUUGUGCUCAGCAGAAUGCUAAAGCAAGGGUAUUUGGGAUGUGCAGAUGUUAAACGGCAAUACAAUCCUCUAUAAAAUGUUUAGGCAACACAGCCAACAUUAACUAUUUCAGUUGCUUAUAUACUAUUUUGAAUGCUUUUUAUUUCCCAUAACCAAACCUAUAUUUACAUUUUUUUAAAUCAUGUUUGGUAAACAUUUAUUUAACUGAAACAUUCAGAAGGGUUUAAAGGAUUUAGGGUUAAGUGCACACACAGUUGUGUGAGUAUUGAUAAUGAUUAUUAAUCUAAAGAAUAUCUGUAUUUUAUGACAUAAAUGGAUCUUGUGCCGCUAGUCAAAUAUCAAAUUACAGAAUAGCUUUGCCUGUCUUCACAUGAUUAUAGAAAACAACUAGUGAUUUAGCAAGUAAAGAUGUGUGUUGGCCACCGGGGAAAGGUGUUACAAUUAUAUUAUUAGUCCGUAUAUAGAGGUUCUGUGUUUAUUCCAACUCCAACACAAAGUUGCCUUGAUGUUAAACCAAAGCUGCGUAUCAAAAUGAAAAAAAGGCUCCUCAAUAAACAAAAUGAGUCAAACAUUUA
Messenger RNA from Pungitius pungitius (ninespine stickleback), 6387 nucleotides. It is a transcript of the gene tmem151ba, whose product is annotated as transmembrane protein 151Ba. The record is from RefSeq and is a predicted model, not a curated record. The transcript has 2 exons. NCBI's taxonomy places the organism in Eukaryota, Metazoa, Chordata, Actinopteri, Perciformes, Gasterosteidae. The coding region runs from base 748 to 2283 and encodes 511 amino acids.